Molecule: messenger RNA, 5333 nt
Organism: Choloepus didactylus (southern two-toed sloth)
Lineage: Eukaryota; Metazoa; Chordata; Mammalia; Pilosa; Megalonychidae
Gene: TMEM168
Product: transmembrane protein 168
Exons: 4
Coding region: 125-2218 (697 amino acids)
Source: RefSeq, a predicted model, not a curated record
UUAUAAACAAAAAUUCCACCUGAGAAAAUGUUGAAGUAGGAUUGCGGAUACAUUGGAUUUGCUGGAUGAAAUACAAGCAGUUCAUUUUCAUAACGUUGGGGAAAAGCCCAAAUUGCCAGAUUACAUGUGUAAAUCACUGCGUUAUUGCUUUAGUCAUUGUCUCUAUUUAGCAAUGACAAGACUGGAAGAAGUAAAUAGAGAAGUGAACAUGCAUUCUUCAGUACGGUACCUUGGUUAUUUAGCCAGAAUGAACUUACUGGUUGCUAUCUGCUUAGGUCUUUAUGUAAGAUGGGAAAAAACAGCAAAUUCCUUAAUUUUGGUAAUUUUUAUCCUUGGUCUUUUUGUCCUUGGAAUUGCCAGCAUACUCUACUAUUAUUUUUCAAUGGAAGCAGCAAGUUUAAGUCUCUCCAAUCUCUGGUUUGGAUUCUUGCUUGGUCUCUUAUGUUUUCUUGAUAAUUCAUCAUUUAAAAAUGAUGUGAAAGAAGAAUCAACCAUGUAUUUGCUUCUGACUUCUAUAGUAUUAAGGAUAUUAUGCUCUUUGGUGGAGAGAAUUUCUGGUUAUAUCUGUCAUCGACCCACCUUACUAACUACAGUUGAGUUCCUGGAACUUGUUGGAUUUGCCAUUGCCAGCACAACUAUGUUGGUGGAGAAAUCUCUGAGUGUCAUUUUACUUGUUGUAGCUUUGGCUAUGCUGAUUAUUGACCUGAGAAUGAAGUCUUUCCUAGCUCUUCCAAACUUAGUUAUUUUUGCAGUCUUGUUACUUUUCUCCUCAUUGGAAACUCCCCAAAAUCCAGUUGCAUUUGCAUGUUUUUCUAUUUGUCUGAUAACUGAUCCUUUCCUUGACAUAUAUUUUAGUGGACUUUCAGUAACUGAAAGGUGGAAACCCUUUUUGUACCGUGGAAGAAUUUGCAGAAGACUAUCAGUUGUUUCCACUGGAUUGAUUGAGCUUACAUUUUUUAUUCUUUCAGCAUUUAAACUUAGAGACACUCAUCUCUGGUAUUUUGUAAUACCAGGCUUUUCCAUUUUUGGAAUUUUCUGGAUGAUUUGCCAUAUUAUUUUUCUUUUAACUCUUUGGGGAUUCCAUACCAAAUUAAAUGACUGCCAUAAAGUAUAUUUUACCCACAGGGCGGAUAACAAUAGCCUUGAUAGAAUCAUGGCAUCCAAAGGGAUGCGUCAUUUUUGCUUAAUUUCAGAGCAGUUAGUUUUUUUCAGUCUUCUUGCAACAGCAAUUUUGGGAGCGGUUUCCUGGCAGCCAACAAAUGGAAUCUUCUUGAGCAUGUUUCUAAUCGUUUUGCCAUUGGAAUCCAUGGCUCAUGGGCUGUUUCAUGAAUUGGGUAGCUGUUUAGGAGGAACAUCUGUUGGAUAUGCUAUUGUGAUUCCCACCAACUUCUGCAGUCCUGAUGGUCAGCCAACACUUCUUCCACCAGAACAUGUUCAGGAGUUAAAUUUAAGGUCUACUGGCAUGCUCAAUGCUAUCCAGAGAUUUUUUGCAUAUCAUAUGAUUGAGAUCUAUGGAUGUGACUAUUCCACAAGUGGACUGUCUUUUGAUACUCUACAUUCCAAACUGAAAGCUUUCUUCGAACUUCGGACUAUGGAUGGACCUAGACACGAUACGUAUAUUUUGUACUACAGUGGGCACACCCAUGGCACAGGAGAGUGGGCUCUGGCAGGUGGAGACAUAUUACGCCUGGACACACUUUUAGACUGGUGGAGAGAAAAGAAUGGUUCUUUCUGUUCCCGGCUUAUUAUUGUAUUAGACAGUGACAAUUCAACCCCUUGGGUAAAAGAAGUGAGAAAAAUUAAUGACCAGUAUAUUGCAGUUCAAGGAGCAGAGAUGUCAAAGACAAUAGAUAUAGAAGAAGCUGACCUGCCGCAGCUAGGUGACUUUACAAAAGACUGGGUAGAAUAUAACUGCAACUCCAGUAAUAACAUCUGCUGGACUGAAAAGGGACGCACAGUGAAAGCAGUGUAUGGUGUAUCAAAACGAUGGAGUGACUACACUCUGCAUUUGCCGACAGGAAGUGAUGUGGCCAAGCACUGGAUGUUAUACUUUCCUCGUAUUACAUAUCCAUUAGUGCAUUUGGCAAAUUGGUUGUGUGGGCUGAACCUUUUUUGGGUCUGCAAAACUUGUUUUAGGUGCUUGAAAAGAUUAAAAAUGAGUUGGUUUCUUCCUACUGUGCUGGACACAGGACAAGGCUUCAAACUUGUCAAAUCUUAAGCUGGAACCCCAAGUAGAAUAUUACUGAAAGUUCAUAUUCUCAGUUAUCACUAACUUGCCAUUUUUUGUAUGCUGUAUUUUUAUUUGUGGAAAAUACCUUGCUAAUUCUGUGGCUGUUCUCACUUUUUCUUUUUUCAAGUAAUUAUGGUAUAUGUAAGGUGUUGGGAGUAAGCAUCAUUUUAUACUAAAAGUAUGUAAAGAGUUGAAUGCUGAUUUUGUAUAAAUGCAUAAGAGAUGUUAACAAUAACAGUGCACUUUGAAGAAUGUUUGUAUAUGCCUCUUAUUAGAAACAAAACAGUUGUCUAUACUCUAUAGACAGCCAGUGCAGAAUUACUAAUGCCUUAUUUUCCCAGCAUGCAUUAGAGAAUAUAGACCAGACAAUUUAUUUACUAAUACAAGAAAACUACCAGCCUGCUUACUGAAAAUUCUUUUUUCAUGUGAACAGUAGGUUUGAGUCCAAGACCAUGUGGAGAACUACAAACUCUUCUUAGAAAAGGAAAAAAAAAGAAGUCUCCCCAAAAUGAAUGCAAAUCUUGGUUGUGGUCAACUACAUUCAGAUGUCUUUGUUAGCAGAAUAGCAGAGAAAUCCAAAUUACUUUUGUAAACCAAAACUCUCUGUGUAGGUAACUGUAAGAAGUUACAACCUAUAAGUUGCUUCCUCGUGCAUUGUUGGGAGCCUCUGAAAGCACUGAUAAUUUUAAGUCUUUCUCAGGGUAACAGUGUUUUCUUAAUGAAAAAUGUUUCCAACUCCAAAUUCCUUUCAAAUAAAUUGUCUUCCUUUUCAAAAAGUACUCUUAUAAAAGAAAUUUAGCAAUUUCUCAUUCUGAUUCAAGCUAUAAGUAUUCAGAAAGGAGUUUUUUUGAAUGUAUUUUUAGAUAAUUUGUAUUUUUUUCGAUACAGAAGAAAAUAACUACCUUUAAUUCCACCAUCUAAAGACAGAAAGGAUUUUGAUCACUAUAGAGUUCAUGUUCUUCCAAGAGAAUUAUUUUUCAAAUCCCUAUUAGUGAUAACAUUUAUUCUAUCUAAGGUCAAAGAAUAGGAAAUACGUCAUUUUUCCUUUGUAUACAUAUACUGUAUUAUGUUAAAAAGUAUUCAUUAGUGGCAAUUUUAGUUAAGCUUAAUGGUGUGGUUGUAAUUUUUAAAACUUAGUGUUUUGUCUGAUUAAAGCAGACACUGAUCAGGGUAUCUCCUAAUUCACUUCCUAUUCCCUUCCAAUAAUCCUUACAUUCUAGAUGUUCAUCUAACAAUGGGGGAAUAUAAUUUGGAGAUAUUCUAAUCUUUGUUAUGUAAAUACUGUGACUUCUCACCAUUGAAGCCAUUUUUCCACCUCAGCGAGAGGAAAUAAUGCCUCUAUCAUUUUCUCCUUGGUGACUUGAAAAUUGAAGUUUCAGUUAGAAGUCACUUAGUGUCAGGGAACUUGUAUACCACUAUCUAUGCAGCUUUGUUAUAGUCUGAUUAUUCCUACAUUUUGAAUAUGAUUUUCCUAAUGCUUUGAAUAAAAUUUUGGUAAAAAUUCAUUCAUUUAUGUGCAAAUAAGUUAUUAAAUAUUUUAGUAUAUUAAAAGUGAUUGUCAUUAAAAAUGCGCACGAUUUAGAGUUCAGGCUUGGUGGCAGUUUAAUGUGAAGUUUUUCAAUAUUUGGUUAAAUAUUUUUUUAUCAAUCAACAUCAUCCAAAGAAAUAAAGUAGUAUACUACAAAAGCCAAGUGUUAAAAUUAUGAGCUUGUAGCUCCAAAAAUUGUUAAAUUUAUGUUAAGUCAAAUCUCCUUUUAAAUUUCUCUAUGAACCACAAUUGAGAAAGCCAAAUAUAAAUAUAUAUGUAUAUUUGUCAUUCUUCAUAAAAUAGUAUUAAGAUGGUACCAAAAUAUCACAUUUCAAAAAGGUAGCAUACAAUUUUAGAGCCACAAAGCUCACUUUUUGAUAUUUUCUGUAAAAGUACAUCCAAAAAGAGUCUUUGAGGUAAAAAUGUUACUUGAGCCAAUUAACCAAAAAUGUUAUUGAAUAUCCAAUUUUGAUGAAUACUCCUAUAUUAAAAAAAAAAAACUAUAAAUGACUUGGGGGUGGGAAAGCUCAGUAGAAGAAGGUAUUCUAAAUUAAAUCUGCUAGUUUAAAAACAUUAAACAAUGAAGUAAACUGAUAGUGCAAAGAAGGAAAAUUACAAGACUAACAUGAUUACUUUCACCUGAAGAGUUAAAAAACAGAUCUGACCAUUAAUGAGACUAGUUUUUCUAUGGCUUUCAUUUUAUAAGUCAUAUAUUUAAAGAAGGAGUUACUUGGAUGGAGAGGAAUUAUUUUAGGGCAAAAUUUACCAUUCCACCAAAAAGAAAUGAUAAUGCAGAAAUAGGUUUCAACAUAUUGACUUAUUUCCUAAGUGAUAAUGUGUUGAAGCCACAAAAGCACUAGCCCCUAAAAACAUCUUUUUAAAAAGUAUACAGUUACUGUGAUAAAUCAAGAAGCCAAGUUCUUUCUCUCUCAUAAAAUUUCAGUUAUGCUAUUUCAAAAAUUUUGUUUUUGUUUUGCUCUGAUUUUAACGUCUUCCUCUCUGAGAAUACUUGGAUUUAUCUCUCCAUAGCUUUCUGUGUUGCUCUUCUUAAUAAAGACUUCACUGGAACGGAUAUUUCUCAGCAGACCAUUUUUAUGAAUAGGUUUUCAUAAGUUGUGUGCUUUUUUAAAAAAUUAUAUUAAAAUGCAUUUAUAUACAGUGCAUUAGUGGACAGAUUUUUGUUUUGAGUAAAAUCUUCAUUAGAAUCUAUUUGUAACUGUAUAUUUUGUUUGUAAUUUUUGCCUAAAUAUAUUUGUUGUUUUGGCUACUACCUUUUUAUAUGUAUUCUUUCACAUGUAGAGGUUGGUCUUUUUUAAAGUAAUGUUCUAUAUUGCCUUUCAGCAGGUGAUGUAAUAGUUAAUAUUAUAUAUAUCAGAAGAACAUGGUUUAAUCUUGACAUUGUGAAUAAGUGUGUUUGAUGUUGAAUGCUCAAAGGAGUUAGAUCUGUCAGAACAUCUCCUCUGUUGGAAGCUACUAGCCUGUCAUUUCUUUCCAGGAAGAGGCUUACACGUCUUGGUUUUUCUGAUACACAAUUGCCCAUAAGAGUACCUUGCCAAUAAUAGACAGUUAAUAAUA